GCAACAUCCCGUGAGAGAAGAAAGGAGAGAGGUGCUCUAAUGGCGGUCUCAAGGUGACAGCUUUGUGAGAGAAUCCAAGCCCACUUGAGUGGUCUCCGCUUUCCCCCUCAUUAUUCCUGAAGGAGAGUGACGAACCCAUUUGGGUCAAUGCGCUUUCUUUGAUGUUCCCGUCCAUGAAUGGGAGCGAAAAAAGGGAAGGAAAAGAGCGAAUUAUCCCAAGUUCUUUCUCUAUUUUGACCAUGUUCUCUCCAUUGUGAGAACCGGGAAUCGUUGCAUGUUUGAUACUGCUCUUCUUCGUGUCUGAUUCCACGGACAAAAGUCAAAAAAAUUCCAUCUUUUCCGGUUUUUUCUGUGUUCCCCUGUUCUGCUGUCGUAGAGAACAGUAGGUUUUUGGAGAUUAUUGUUGGAUUUAAAGGGCUCGGCCGGGAAGUCUGCGACGCGGGACGUGAAGAUGAUCGAUCUACUGCCGGAUUCCGACAGCGAGAUCGGUUCCGAAACGCUAAAUUCCAGCCAGAGCUCCAUGAGCGGCGGGAGCUGCGACCGCAGCAGCAGCGUCUCCCGCCUCUCCUUCGACGGCGCCGCAGCGCUGGCCGCCGACCACCGCCCCUGCUCGCCCUCCGGGCUGACCACGAAGCCGCACCGCUCGUCGGACCCCGCGUGGGUGGCGAUCCGGUCGCGGCUCCCGGCACGGCUCGGUCCCCGGGACUUCAAGUUGGUCCGUCGAAUCGGGAGCGGCGACAUCGGGACCGUCUUUCUCUGCCGGCUCCGGGAGGAGCGGCGGUGCCCGGAGGUGGCGCCGGUGUGCGAGUACGCUAUGAAGGUCGUGGACCAGCUGGCGCUGGCGAAGAAGAAUAAGCUGGAGAGGGCGGCGACGGAGAAGAGGAUUCUGAGGAUUCUCGACCACCCUUUUUUGCCGACUUUGUACGCCGACUUCGACGCGUCGCCACAUUUCUCGUGCGUGGUGAUGGAGUACUGCAGCGGCGGCGAUCUCCACACCCUUCGCCACCGCCAGCCCGGCCUCCGCUUCUCCGUCACCGCCGCCAGGUUCUACGCGGCGGAAGUACUGCUGGCCUUGGAGUACCUCCACAUGCUGGGAAUCGUGUACCGCGACCUCAAGCCCGAGAACAUCCUCAUCCGAUCCGACGGCCACAUCAUGCUCUCCGAUUUCGACCUCUCCCUCCAGUCCACCGCAUCUCCCACCGUCGAACCGCUGGACCCCACAGCCCCCGAUCCCUCCUGCCUCCCCCACCGCCUCUUCCGUGCCCGCAGGCCGCUCGGUUCUCUCCCGGACCGGCGAUUCGUCGCCGAGCCGCUCGCGGCCCGGUCUGGCUCCUUCGUCGGGACACACGAGUACGUCGCCCCGGAGGUCGCCUCCGGCCUGACCCACGGCAGCGCCGUCGACUGGUGGGCCUACGGCGUCUUCCUCUACGAGCUCCUCUACGGCCGCACCCCGUUCGCCGGGCCCACCAACGAAGCCACCCUCCGCAACAUCGUCAAGCAGCCCCUCGCCUUCCCCGCGGCUCGUGGCCCGGCCGACUCCGCCGCCCGGGACCUCAUCUCCGGUCUGCUCGUCAAGGACCCGGCCUCGCGGCUCGGUUCGAGACGGGGAGCCGCCGACGUCAAAGCCCAUCCGUUCUUCAAAGGCCUGAACCUGGCUCUCCUCCGCUCCUCUCGGCCUCCGGUGAUCCCCUGUCCGGCCAGGGCCAAACCGUGCCGCGAGCGCCAGGAGCCGGUCCGGUUCGACUAUUUCUAAUACGAACCGAACCGGCCACGGGCUCCGGCUGUUCUCAACCCAGGAAACGGGCUGACGUAGUUUUCCUGGUUUGUACUGGCGCACGUGAUCUUAAGACCCAAUGGGGGGUUGCCACGUAUGGAAGACUUGCUGGCUCCAUCUAGUUAUUAUUAUAUCAGGAGACAGGAGUUGGAAUUUUUCCUCGCCCGUUCUUUCUUUGUUCCCUCCGUGGAGUAGAAAAGAAUUCAGGAACGUACGGGGAUGUGUGGGGGGUUAAUUAUUAUUAAGCUUCAGAAUGUA
Messenger RNA from Elaeis guineensis (African oil palm), 2032 nucleotides. Its product is annotated as protein kinase PINOID. The record is from RefSeq and is a predicted model, not a curated record. Gene Ontology annotation, biological process: protein phosphorylation. Lineage: Eukaryota; Viridiplantae; Streptophyta; Magnoliopsida; Arecales; Arecaceae. Gene Ontology annotation, molecular function: ATP binding; protein kinase activity.